CGCGGUUGUGUAAUCGCACCUCACGGGCGCGGCGAGGCCCGGGCUCCGCAUCCCUCCUCCGACUGGCCCCUGGUCUCCGGCGGCCGAGCCAUGGCCUGGACGGGGGCGGCGCGGAGCUGUGGGGCCCGCCGCGCACUCACGGCGCACACGCUCCUGUUCGACCUGCCGCCCGCGCUGCUGGGCGAGCUCUGCUCUGUCCUGGACAGCUGCGACGGCGAGCUGGGCUGGCGCGGCCUGGCGGAGCGACUUUCAAGCACCUGGCUGGAUGUUCGUCACAUUGAAAAAUAUGUAGACCAAGGUAAAAGUGGAACAAGAGAAUUACUUUGGUCCUGGGCACAGAAAAACAAGACCAUUGGGGACCUUUUACAGAUUCUCCAGGAGAUGGGGCAUCAUCGAGCUAUCCAUUUAAUUGUGAACUAUGGAGCAGUCUUGAAUCCUUCAGAGCAGAGUCAUCAGGUAGAUGGAUUUCCAAACAUGUUACCCAAGGAAACAGCUAAUGUCACAGUGGAUAAUGUUCUUAUUCCUGAACGUAAUGAAAAAGGAAUAUUGUUUAAAUCCUCCAUGAGCUUUCAAAACAUCAGAGAUGGAACCAAAAAUUUCCACAAAGAUUUCCUAAUUGGAGAAGGGGAGAUUUUUGAGGUAUACAGAGCGGAGAUCCAAAACCGAACAUAUGCCAUUAAAUUAUUUAAACAGGAGAAAAAAAUGCAAUGUAAGAAACAAUGGAAGAGGUUUUUAUCUGAGCUUGAAGUUUUACUACUGUUUCAUCAUCCAAACAUACUGGAGUUGGCUGCCUAUUUUACAGAGAGUGAGAAGUUCUGCCUGGUUUAUCCAUAUAUGAGAAAUGGAUCCCUUUUUGACAGAUUACAGUGUGUAGGUAACACGGCCCCACUCUCUUGGCACAUUCGAAUCAAUGUUUUAAUAGGAACCUCCAAAGCCAUUCAGUACUUGCACAACACGGAGCCGUGCUCGGUCAUCAGCGGCAGUGUAUCAAGUGCAAACAUACUCUUGGAUGAUCAGUUCCACCCCAAACUAACUGAUUUUGGCAUGGCACACUUCCGGCCCCACCUGGAACAUCAGAGCUCUACCAUAAGUAUGACCAGCAGCAGCAGUAAACAUGUGUGGUAUCUGCCCGAAGAGUACAUCAGACAGGGCAAACUUUCCAUUAAAACGGACGUCUAUAGCUUUGGAAUUGUAAUAAUGGAAGUUCUGACAGGUUGUAAAGUGGUGUUAGAUGAUCCGAAGCAUAUCCAGCUGAGGGAUCUCCUUAUGGAAUUGAUGGAGAAGAGAGGCCUCGAUUCAUGUCUUUCAUUUCUAGAUAAGAAAGUGCAUCCCUGUCCUCGGAACUUCUCUGCCAAGCUCUUCUCGUUGGCAGGCCAGUGUGCUACCACGCGGGCAAAGUUAAGACCGUCAAUGGAUGAAGUCCUAACCACUCUUGAAAGUACUCAAGCCAGGUUAUAUUUUGCUGAGGAUCCUCCCACGUCUCUAAAGUCCUUCAGGUGUCCUUCUCCUCUGUUCUUGGAGAACGUACCAAGUAUUCCAGUGGAAGAUGAUGAAAACCAGAAUAAUUGUUCACCACCUAAUGAUAAAGGUUUGAGAAAAGAUGGAGUGACUCAGAAAGUUCCAUUUGAAUGUAGCCAGUCUGAGGUUACGUUUCUGGGCUUUGACAGAAAGACAGGCAGUGAGAGAAAUGAGGAUGCCUGCAACAGGCCCAGUUCUUCUUGUCAAGAAAGUUGGCCUCCAAAGCAUUCAGCUCUAUCCCAGGACCCAAGCGCCUGUGGUACAUUUAUGGACCCUUCUGCAGAAGCUCCAGGCCAUUCUUACAGGAGCAGGCCAGUGGAGACCAGCUGUUCCUGCAAUUUCUCCUGGAACAAAUGUGAACCGUACAAAAGAGAAUCGAUCUCACCAGAAGAUAAAGAAGAAAGCAAGCAUUGCUAAGGCACCUGAGUACAUGUACCGUCUUGGGAAAACAUUGUGACCAUAAGUCAUGCUAUGAGGACUAUCGAUGGUGAGUUUGGGGGAUGCAGAUCAAUAAUCUGGACAAUGCUAUCCCUUCCUUCCCAGUUCCUAGGCUUACACCUAGGCUAAAUUAGAGCCGUUCAAAAUUACUUAAGAUCAUGAGCUCUGACCUCAGACAAACAAAACCUACCACAAAAGGGACUGGAUUCUCCUGUCUUCUUCAUCAGCAGCAUGAGCCCUC
Molecule: messenger RNA, 2197 nt
Organism: Odobenus rosmarus divergens (Pacific walrus)
Lineage: Eukaryota; Metazoa; Chordata; Mammalia; Carnivora; Odobenidae
Gene: IRAK3
Product: interleukin-1 receptor-associated kinase 3
Exons: 12
Coding region: 91-1935 (614 amino acids)
Biological process (GO): interleukin-1-mediated signaling pathway; negative regulation of interleukin-12 production; protein phosphorylation
Cellular component (GO): cytoplasm; plasma membrane; nucleus
Molecular function (GO): protein serine/threonine kinase activity; protein binding; ATP binding
Source: RefSeq, a predicted model, not a curated record